Molecule: messenger RNA, 1149 nt
Organism: Verticillium alfalfae VaMs.102
Lineage: Eukaryota; Fungi; Ascomycota; Sordariomycetes; Glomerellales; Plectosphaerellaceae
Product: dual specificity protein phosphatase
Exons: 4
Coding region: 1-1149 (382 amino acids)
Biological process (GO): protein dephosphorylation
Cellular component (GO): nucleus
Molecular function (GO): protein tyrosine/serine/threonine phosphatase activity
Source: RefSeq, a predicted model, not a curated record
AUGGAAAGGCUCGACCACUCGACACGCGCCGACAUCACCGACGACAUUGCCGGAUCUCUCCGAAGGAGCUGCGUCGAGAUGGCCUUGAAUCGCAUCGAUGGUGACGAGGAGCUUUACGUGGGAGGGAUUUUUGCACUCAAACGUCCGACCGCUCUGAGUGAUCGCGGCAUCACCCACGUGCUGUCCGUGGUGCGGUGCAACCCGUCAGAGGACUGGAGCGCUCAGUACAGACACAAGGUCAUUGAUGUGGAUGACGUGGACGAUGAAGAUUUACUCUACCACCUGCCAGGAGCAAAAGCAGUGAGAAAUGGCCGGAAGGCUGCGGUUUUGGCAGAUGUCAUCGGUGUCGCGGCUGGGGGUGAUGCGACUGCCCCCAGCGACGAUGAAGCCAGCGACGAGCAAGCCGAGGCAACCGAGGAUCCAGUAUUCAAAGCCAAGGCUGAUCGUCUUCGUGCUGCCGCCAGUCCCAGCCAGAACGACGCGCCAGCUUUGUCGGCCGACCCACGGUCUGCCGACCCCGAUGCCAUCACGCCUCUCGAAGAUAUGCUGAGUCAUCGUCUGCUCCGUGAAGGAGGGAGAGGUGGGAGAAAGCAUCAGAUCUACCAGCGCUGGACGUACAAGCGGGAGGUGGAGGAGAGCCUGGCGGUGGGCGAGGCGCCGUCGCGCCUGCGUUUCGAGGAUGAGGAGAGAGCAAAGGGCGGCGCCUCAGGCCCCGGCACGGGGCAGGAAAAGGAGCUGAGGUGUAAGAAAUGCCGUCGCGUUCUGGCCACAUCGGCAUUUGUCCUCGACCACGAGCCCAUCACGGGCGUGUCGCCUGCGUCGCAGGCAUGUCAGCAUGUCUUUGUUGAGCCUCUCAGCUGGAUGCGUCCCACACUCGAGCAAGCAGAGCUUGAAGGCCGGCUCAUCUGCCCAAGUGACAAAUGUGGUGCUAGCUUGGGCCGAUAUAGCUGGAGGGGCUUCAAGUGCAGUUGCGGCGGUUGGGUCACGCCAGCGUUUAGCCUCGCCAGGGGCCGCGUGGACGAGGUGCGGGCGUCAGUGGGCAUGGGCGCCGGCACGGGAGCUGAUGCCGAAGCAGCGAGGAGGGCGCAGAGGGCUGCGUUAGGUAUCAGGAUGCCGGCUGGGGCGGGAGGCGGCAAUGGUAGGCUUUGA